Cryptomeria japonica (Japanese cedar) is the source of this 2666-nucleotide messenger RNA. RefSeq lists its product as uncharacterized. The transcript is spliced from 10 exons. NCBI's taxonomy places the organism in Eukaryota, Viridiplantae, Streptophyta, Pinopsida, Cupressales, Cupressaceae. The record is from RefSeq and is a predicted model, not a curated record. The coding region runs from base 1345 to 2313 and encodes 322 amino acids.
UGGAAUGUUUAGUUUCUAUAUGGCGAAGAUAAAUGCUGCAUGAGUGUGCAUGGUCCAGGUUUCGAACCUCACCGAUGCGUGCAUAUCUUUUGCCAACCAGAAAGCCCGCAAUUUAUUUGGCCAUUUUUAAAAAGGGUUGGGAUUGAGCUUGAAUACGGCAUAGAUGUACCUGUGUCAAAUAACCGUAUAAUCUGUAUCAAUCGGAGCCAUUAUUUCCUUCGAUCCGGCAGAUAUACUACAGAUUUCUUAAUCAUCGUUUGCAAUUGCAAGGAUCCUUUAAACCCUAGCAAAAAAAAGAGAUUCCUUUGUAGCUUAGCCUAAAGGCUUGAAAUUAGCUUUAUUUUGGCUGUCGAUUUUAUUGCUUAUGAUGGUAGCAUCAUCAUUUCAGAUGCUCGAGGUUUUGACUUUUUGGCCUGAAAUUUCAUCUACAAUGUCGAAAUGAUGACCUCUGUUAAAAAAUUAAGAAAGUAGAUACAUCUGUAAGAAAGCGGCCACGAGCUUCAAUCAUUUCUUCCAUAGUCCUGUAGCGCUUUGUCAUAAAAGUAUUAUGAGCUUCCUAAACCGUCCUGCCUUUCUUUAAGCUUCUCGAUCUUCCAUUUUUUUCUGUUUAAAUUCUCUGAAUUAUGAUGAAUUUUUUGAUAAGAUGAGAAAAAUAGGGCAAUGUAUGCCUUUGUGUGCUUCCUUCGGAUUAACUGAGGGGGUGAGAAUACUUCAUCUUCAUGUUCAUCUGUAAUAUUGAUUCUUUACCAUGAAUUUCAUCUUACAUUUUUUCUUUGUCUUUUCGUGAAGACUUUUUGCACCAAGAUAGUAUAAAAUCACUACAUGCCAUUAAAAUUAUACGUCAUUAAGCUAAACCAUAGAAGUACACGCUAUAAAUAUAUGGAACCUGUAUGUAGGUUGUUAACCUGUUAUAGACACAGAUUCAGUUCAGAUCUACUUAGCUGGGAAGAAAAUAAGAACAAUUUAUAUGGUUGUUGAGAUCCAUUUAACAUUUGUCCUGCCUGAAACGGAGAGGAAUUAGCAACACCAAGCUACAUUAAUUUGCUUCUAAGUUAUUCGUUAUUAAAUUCCCCAUUGCUGAACACCAUCCAAUUUUGUCUUUCCACAAUUCAAUGCCUGCUCAUUCUGGCGAAAACCGCUAGUGGUUUUGAGUCACGUCUUGUGACAUAUCUCAGUAGUUAAGGCUUUCGUUCCCUAUAAUACUCUUAACUAGUUAUUUUCAAGACGCCUGAGAUCCUUUAGUAUAAUAAUUUAUUAUAGAAUUCUUUUUCCGGUGUUCAGAAGUUUUUUUGGGUGUGCAGAGACAAUAAUUUAUUACCAUAAUUAUAUUACUAUUUUUGAGAUAUGACCACUGGCAAUUUGAGGAAAAGAGUGUGGCAUGGGGGAGGAAAAUUUGAGCGGCUUGAUUCAUCAGAUGACUCUGAUGGCAUAAAUGAAUCCCUUCUCAACCACAACCACAAAUUAGCUGACAGCUCUGGAAGGUGCUUAGAUGUUGACGACGAUGAAAGAUACUGGCGAGAAAGAGAAAGAAAUGCAGAACUGGCAUGGACCCGGAAUUUCUCUCACUUGUUAACACAAUGGGGUCAAUGUUUCACAACUGUUGUGAUUGGCUCAGGAUCAUGGCUGGGAGCGUUUCUUCACCGUUCUUUGGGCAAACGUCAAGGGAGUGAUGAAAAGGUCCCUGUUUACGAUCUUAGUCCUCUACAGGAAGAGCGAUUACGAAAGCUUCAAAUGCGAUUGCAAGUUCCCUUUGAUGGUACUUGCUUUGAACAUCAAGAAGCUCUCAAAGCCCUAUGGCGAGCAGCAUUUCCUGAUGUGGAACUAGGGGGACUCAUCUCAGAGCAGUGGAAAGAUAUGGGAUGGCAAGGUUCAAAUCCAUCAACAGAUUUUAGGGGUGGCGGAUUUGUUUCACUUGAGAACUUGCUCUUUUUUGCCAAAACAUUUCCAAAAUCAUUCUGUAGGCUAUUGUUGAAACAAGAAGGGAAACGAGCCACCUGGGAGUAUCCUUUUGCUAUUGCAGGCAUCAACAUUUCUUUUAUGUUAAUACAGAUGCUGGAUCUAUACUCAGUUAAACCAAAGACUCUAGCUGGGAUAAACUUUUUGAAGAUCCUUGCAGAAGAGGAGAUGGCUUUUGAUUUACUUUAUUGUGUAGCAUUCGAGAUGAUUGAUGCUCAAUGGCUUGCUAUGUGUGCUUCAUACAUGGAAUUUAAUGAGGUUCUGAAAGCUGCACGGAGACAACUAGAACGAGAACUCUCUUUAGAUGAUAUUAAUCAAAUUCAAGAUCUGCCAGCAUACAAUCUCUUGUAUCAGUAGCACAUUCCAUUUUUUUUUUGUCAAUGAUAUAUAAGAAACUUGUUAGAAUAGAGUAAUGACUUCACUUAUGUUUGUGGAUGUUUUGCUCACCAUCUUGUAUUUAGAUUUAAAUUCAACCUAGUCCAAGAUGAUUAGGAUUACUUCUUACCUCAAUGUUUCUGUCAGAACCUUAUAUAGGUUUAGGGCAUGUAUAUCAUGUGAUUGAUUUCAUAAAAUGUAGAACUUACCAUAUUUGUUAUCUGUUUCUAUCAUGUAAUAUUUAAUGAUUGUACAUAAAUUCUUCUCCUUUUUAAGGAGGAUAGUCUGACAUUCUAGUCUUGUUCCGAUUGCAAAUUCUUUCUAUUUUGAAUUCA